Molecule: messenger RNA, 632 nt
Organism: Phodopus roborovskii (desert hamster)
Lineage: Eukaryota; Metazoa; Chordata; Mammalia; Rodentia; Cricetidae
Product: inositol monophosphatase 1-like
Exons: 1
Coding region: 2-517 (171 amino acids)
Biological process (GO): signal transduction; inositol metabolic process; phosphatidylinositol phosphate biosynthetic process
Molecular function (GO): inositol monophosphate 1-phosphatase activity
Source: RefSeq, a predicted model, not a curated record
GAUGAUUCGCAAAGCUCUGAAAAAUGAGGUGAAUGUCAUGAUUAAAAGUUCCCCAGUUGACUUGGUGACGGUUACCCACCAGAAAGUUGAAAAAAUGCUUCUCUCGUCUAUAAAGGAAAAGUACCCAUCUCACAGUUUCAUUGGGGAAGAGUCUGUGGCGGCUGGGGAAAAGACUGUCUUCACAGACAAGCCCACGUGGAUCAUUGACCCCAUCGAUGGGACGACGAACUUUGUACACAGGUUCCCUUUUGUAGCUGUUUCCAUUGGCUUCAUUGUAAAUAAACAGAUGGAGUUUGGAGUUGUGUAUAGCUGUGUGGAGGACAAGAUGUACACUGGCAGGAAAGGAAAAGGAGCCUUUUGUAACGGCCAGAGGCUUCAGGUCUCACAACAGGAAGACAUCUCCAAAUCCCUCUUGGUGACUGAGUUGGGCUCAUCCCGGAAGCUGGAAACUUUACGCAUCGUCCUCUCCAACAUGGAAAAGCUUUGCUCCAUCCCUAUCCAUGGGCGGACCAUUUGAUUUGAUGUCUCGGAGAAUAAUUGCUGCAAAUAACAAAGUAUUAGCCGAAAGGAUAGCCAAGGAAAUUGAGAUAAUACCUUUACAAAGAGACGACGAAAGUUAGUUGGCACAGGAC